AUUCAGGCAGUGCGUUGGAUAGCAACAACUUCGGAGGUCCCCAGAUUGCCUAGGGAGACGUGGAUAUGAGUGGCGCCCGGCGGUUCCUGGCACAGUGGAGGAAGUCGUGCCAUCCCACGGGGUUGGUUUGUGUUCUAGAUUCAUCCCGACACCACCAUGUCGAAGGUUUCUUUUAAGAUAACGCUGACGUCGGAUCCGCGGCUGCCGUACAAAGUACUCAGCGUUCCUGAAAGUACACCUUUCACAGCAGUCUUAAAGUUUGCAGCAGAAGAAUUUAAAGUUCCUGCUGCAACAAGUGCCAUUAUUACCAAUGAUGGAAUAGGAAUAAAUCCUGCACAGACUGCUGGAAAUGUUUUUCUAAAACAUGGUUCAGAACUGCGGAUUAUUCCUAGAGAUCGUGUUGGAAGUUGUUAAUAUCUGCUAUUUGGAACAUACAGUUGCCUUUCAGAAUAAAUAUUGGUAUUUUUUGUUGUUGUAAAAUUGAAAUCAGGCAUGUAACAUACUAUGAAAACACAAGAGUCAAUGAGUAUUGAAAGGUGACUCAUCUGUCCCUUUUUGUUGUCCAUACUCUUCAUGUGAAGAGGGAAUGUGUAUGAAUUAAGGGUACUACCAUCACAGACGAUCAUACAGUCUUUGAUUGCUACCUCACAACACAAACAGGUAGUUUGUUGGGGGUAAAUGAAUUAGCUAACUGUGUUAACUGGAAGCUUCUGAUAAUUUUUUAGAGAACAAUUCGGAACAUUAAAAUUUACUGAAUCUUAUAUAUUCAUUUGAGUUAAAAAUAUAAAAAGAAUUUUGGAUCAGGGCCAGGUGCGGUGGCUCACGCCUAUAAUCCCAGCACUGUGGGAGGCCGAGGUGAGUGGAUCACUAGGUCAAGAGAUCAAGACCAUCCUGGUCAACAUGGUGAAGCCCCAUCUCUACUAAAAAUACAAAAAUUAGCUGGGCAUGGUGGCGCAACCUGUAGUCCCAGAUACUGGGGAGGCUGAGGCAGGAGAAUUGCUUGAACCCAGGAGGCUGAGGUUGCGGUGAGCCGAGAUCACGCCAUUGCAUGCCAGCCUGGGUAAUAAGAGCGAAACUCCAUCUCAAAAAAAAAAAAGAAAAAAGAAUUUUGGAUCAUGGAUAUCAAUUUGAUUGAUAGAAUCUGAUUUGUGGACUCAGUUUAAUUUUUAAUUAAAUCUGUAGGUUAUGAUGAAGUCAGUAGUCAUAUCAGUGAACAGUUAACUAUAUUAAAUUUUUAUCAUUUACUUUUUUUAAGAUUCAAACCUCAUGUGCUAUAUAAACUAUGGUUUAAUAUCAACGAAAAAUAAAAUUUUAACUAACCUUUAUGUGUAUAAAUUGAUGUCCCAUUCCAGGUUUUAAUGGUGGACUUGAGGAAUCCAGUACUAGUAAUGGUGGGAAUUCACAAUACAUUUGCUGAGUUUUACAUUCCUUUAUCAAUCUCUUUUGAUACAACUUUUAAAACAAGUGUCUUCAAGAAACUAUUGGUGUUUUGAGGGGAGUAUUUCUAAAGAACAGGAAGAGAGUAUAUUACAUAGAAGAUCUGAAGAUCAAAAAAACAGCUCAAGGAAAUGCAGAUCAGAAGUGCUGAUGAGAUCUCUUUACUGAAGACCCAACUUUUAAGGCGGUGCUAAGAUGAGUCACCCAUGUGAAUAAGAAGCCAGGAAAGGAAAGAUGGGGAAGCCCAGAUCACCAGGCUUCUGGGAAGCAGCAAAGCAACAGAGGAAGACAGUGAAGGGGAACAGAAAGGUGUAGCAGAGUCUUACAGAAAAACCUACUGGAUAGACACAACUGCAGAAGGCAUAUGUUGGGGAGAAACUGAAAGGGAAAAUAGUCUUAAGUAGUAGAAGGCAGUUAGAGAAAGAGUAUCUACUGGCAUUGUCAACAUACAGAUGUCAAAAUACCCCUUAUGAGAAUCCAAAGAAUGAUGUGUGUAUGGGAAGAUUGUAUCUGCCCUUCCAGAAGAAAUCAGUAUCUAUGCAAAUCUUGAAAGAUGAAAUUAAAGCUCGUACUGAUUCAGAAUCAGUGCUUGACCUGCUGUAUUGUGAAUGGUGAACUCUGGAAGCAGGGAUCGUGUUUGGCUCUUCAGAGCUAGAAAUGUUGUGGCUUUCAUUAAAUAUUUGCUGUAAAGUCUCUCUUAAGACCAAUUAUUAUCUUGGCAUGUUUCAGUAUCUUCUCUAUCAUAGGCCCUAGAUUCAUUGGGGGGAAACAAAAUAGAAGAAAAUUCAUCAGAUUCAGCAUUUGAAGUGUGCCAUUGGUAGUUUAUGAAAUUACCAGAUAUUUGUAAAUGUGACGAACAGCAGGAUUAUGAAUUAUCCAAGGGAGAAAAAAUGCUGAGGUGAAAAAAAAUCUGAUGUCUGAGGAAGUUUUUAUUUUUAUAAACAAAAUCUGAUGUUCAAAGGCCCUUGCUUCUUACCAUAAAUAAUGAGCCUCAGUUAACCAGAAAUUUAUGAAUAUUCAUUAUUUCCUGACUUUAUGAUUUAAUUUAGAUUUUUCUCCACUCUGUUUCUAGCACAAGUUUGCCUGCUGUGUUGCAGAAAUAAAUUUAUGCUGUCCUGUGCCGUAAAGUUAUAUAUUUAAUAUUUUUAUUCUUUGGUUUUGGAAAAUUAUAUUGUAAGUUCCGAAAAACAUUUUAUUAAACAACUAAACAUUUUGUUAUUAAAUGUGAUCUAUAAUUCUUUAUGCAGAAUGUGAUUUGAAGUAUUUAGUUGACAUGCAUUAUUGGUUCAUAAUUAAUAUCUAAUGAAAAUACAUUUUGUUAUAUUGUAAA
Molecule: messenger RNA, 2767 nt
Organism: Callithrix jacchus (white-tufted-ear marmoset)
Lineage: Eukaryota; Metazoa; Chordata; Mammalia; Primates; Cebidae
Gene: UFM1
Product: ubiquitin fold modifier 1
Biological process (GO): protein K69-linked ufmylation
Cellular component (GO): cytoplasm; nucleus
Source: RefSeq, a predicted model, not a curated record